AUGCCGCCGAAGGAGCGCGGCAGAGGCAAGCUGCCGGUUCCUCUCCCGAGAGACAUGAUCCUGAAAGACACCGAAGGAAAAGUCUGGCGGCUGGGCAGUCAGAUCGGCCAGGGAGGAUUUGGCUUGAUCUAUUUAGCUUCCCCUCAAACUCAUGCUCCUGUAGAAGAUGAUGCAGUGCAUGUAAUUAAAGUGGAAUAUCUUGAAAAUGGCCCCUUAUUUACUGAACUGAAAUUUUACCAGAGGGCUGCAAAACAAGAGCAUAUAAGAAAAUGGAUGAAUCUCAAAAAAAUAAGAUGUUUAGGAAUUCCAGUGUUUUGGGGAUCAGGCUUGGCUGAGUACAAGGGAAAAAGCUAUAGAUUCAUGGUCAUGGAGAGGCUGGGGGAAGACCUUCAAAGAAUCUUUGAAGAUUGUGGAAGCAGAUUUAAGAAAGAUACUGUUCUGCAGCUUGGGGCACGAAUGCUGGAUACUUUGGAAUAUAUACACGAAAAUGAGUAUGUUCAUGGUGACAUUAAAGCAGCAAAUCUACUUCUGGGCUACACCAAUCCACAUGAGGUUUAUCUUGCAGAUUAUGGACUUUCCUACAGAUAUUGUCCCAAUGGGAACCACAAACAGUAUCAGGAAAAUCCUAGGAAGGGCCAUAAUGGGACAAUAGAGUUUACCAGCGUAGAUGCCCACAAGGGAGUAGCCCCAUCCAGACGAGGUGACCUUGAAAUCCUUGGCUACUGCAUGCUGCAAUGGUUAUGUGGGAAGCUGCCUUGGGAACAGAACCUGAAGGACCCUGUAGCUGUCCAGACUGCGAAAACAAAACUUAUGGAUGAGCUCCCAGAUUCAGUGAUGGAAUGGAAUUCUUCUGGAAGCAGCUGUAGUGAGAUAUCCAAGUUUUUGGCAUGCGUUUCUGGCUUAGCUUAUGAUGAGAAGCCAAAGUAUCAAGAGCUGAAGAAAAUCCUGCUGGAUGGGCUAAAGUCAAGUGGAACUCGCUAUGAUGGCCCUCUGGAAUUUGCUGCCGCAGCAUGUGCACAAAACCACCGUGCUGCUAAAAUCUCCAGAGUUCGCUUACCAAAGCCCCUGCCAAAACCAGUUCGGCAGAGACAAAAAAAGACAGAAGGUGACGAAUACACGUGUGAAAACAACGCCUGUACUGGGUUAACAGGCAAACAAGUCCAAGAUGAAGAAAAGCCAAGUAAAUUAAACAGGAUGCUUCACCACACAGAGCCUCAGCAGCAUGCAGAAUUACUGUCUGUACAUCAACGGGGUCACUUACUAAAGCCUUCUUCGAAACCAGCACAACAGCAGGAAGUCAAGGUGAGAGAAGAGGAGACUGACUGCCUCAGGAGGCCCCACAGUCGGGUCACACGCCAGCAGUGCCAGGCUCAAGAGAAGCCACUUCAGUGUUACACAACAAUUCAGGAGCCUGACCACCCACAAAAGUCUGCUGAUCACUGCCUGGAGACUCCAGUACAAGCUAGGAGAGUGAAGCAGAAAAAGCACAGCUGUACCUGA
Molecule: messenger RNA, 1500 nt
Organism: Chaetura pelagica (chimney swift)
Lineage: Eukaryota; Metazoa; Chordata; Aves; Apodiformes; Apodidae
Gene: VRK2
Product: vaccinia related kinase 2
Exons: 13
Coding region: 1-1500 (499 amino acids)
Biological process (GO): peptidyl-serine phosphorylation; signal transduction
Cellular component (GO): nucleus; cytoplasm
Molecular function (GO): protein serine/threonine kinase activity; ATP binding
Source: RefSeq, a predicted model, not a curated record